AUGACGAGGAAGAAGAAGAUGAGGAAAAUGCAACGUCCAAAAAGAAAUCCCAAGCUGGAACAAAAGAGGCCCGUGUCUUCAUCGAUCAGCGAUACCUCGGAAACAAACGAGAGCGGAGUCAGCGAUAGCGACGACGACAAGGAUAAAAAGGUCACGCAGGAAGACGACACGGAUGACGAGAGUGGCAGUGAUGCCGAGUCAGGAGUCAGCGGUGAGUACCACGACGGUGGAGGAGAGCUUAGCCCAUUGCAAGAGAUCGUUGAAGAAGAUCAGGAGGAAGUAGAGCGAGGUCGAGAAGAGGACUCUCCAAACACGCUGAUCAGAAAAAGGCAUACAAAACUCAAGCGUAAGAUCUCAGAGGAAGGCUUUCUUACCGUAGACGACAUGGAGUUGUGUGUAUGGCGACAGGGAGAGGAACAGUAUCAAGGCGGUACCCAUCCAACCACGUCAGACGUUGAUACAUGUUUACAAGGAGAAAAGCAAACAGAUUAUUUAGAAGCUGCGUGUCAAGCGGUUGGAAUAUUGAAUCAGAAGGCUUACACGGCUAAUCCAAGAGUUGAAGACACAGUCCAGACCUCAGAACCUGAACUGCCAACAGGUUUCGAAGCAGCUUACCUUGUCCACAUUGAUAAGGCAUCAACGUCGUAUUCCAUUCCUCACUCCGCAGGACGGAAGCGUCACGCCCCAUCCCACGACAUGCAAUGUCUGGCUUCGAAGAAUUGUAGCAAGCCAGAAAACUUCGGAGCUUCAACAAAUAUGGAGCCUUACCCUGAAAGAUAUGACGCAUCAGCUUCGACGUCUGCUAAAUUACCUUGGACAUUUUAUUUUAAGGAGGCUGAUAUUGAGACAAAGCAGUCGACAUCAACUGACAGAGAGACACCUGAAGAGGAUACACUAAGAGCAGAAAAUGAAGCUUUAAAAUUGGAAAAUCUUGAGUUGAAGAACUGCAUUAAAGAAUUGAAAACAGAAAAGCUUCAACGACAGCAAACUUCCAUCAACAAUCAAAAUCCUGCGGAAGAUCAGGACUACCCUACGGCAUUUGAAAACUGGUUAAUUUUUUUCAUGCUUUCAUCAAGGGACGUCACUAAGCUGGUGAAAAUUUUUAAGGUUUUGAGAAAAACAUUGUGUUUGUUCUGAACUUUUAUAAUUAAAGUGG
This is a messenger RNA of Physella acuta, 1156 nucleotides long. RefSeq lists its product as uncharacterized. Lineage: Eukaryota; Metazoa; Mollusca; Gastropoda; Physidae. The record is from RefSeq and is a predicted model, not a curated record.